AUGGCCGCCAACAAACGAGUGCUGUAUGUCGGUGGUCUGGCUGAAGAGGUGGAUGAGAAGGUGAUGCAUGCGGCGUUUAUCCCCUUUGGAGACAUCAUAGACAUCCAGAUACCGCUCGAUUAUGAGACCGAGAAGCACAGGGGGUUUGCUUUCAUUGAGUUUGAACUGGCAGAGGAUGCUGCAGCAGCCAUUGAUAACAUGAAUGAGUCUGAGCUUUUUGGACGGACGGUCCGGGUCAACAUCGCCAAGCCCAUGAGAAUCAAAGAAGGUUCUUCUCGACCAGUCUGGUCGGAUGAUGACUGGCUGAAGAAGUUCUCAGGGAAGACGAUAGAAGAAGCCGAGGCGGAGGCUGCAGGUGGAGAAACGACCAACACAGAGACGCAGGAGGCCGAGCCCCCGGCUAAAAAGGGCAGAGUUAAUCCUCAGGUCUACAUGGACAUUAAGAUCGGAAACAAGCCGGCAGGAAGGCUACGCUUCCUUCUGCGGGCUGAUAUUGUUCCAAUGACAGCAGAAAACUUCCGCUGCCUGUGUACACACGAGAAAGGCUUCGGCUUCAAAGGCAGCAGCUUCCACCGCAUCAUCCCUCAGUUUAUGUGCCAAGGAGGCGACUUCACCAACCACAACGGCACCGGCGGCAAGUCCAUCUACGGCAAGAAGUUUGACGACGAGAACUUCGUCCUGAAACACACAGCUCCAGGACAGCUCUCCAUGGCCAACUCCGGGCCAAACAGUAACGGCUCCCAGUUUUUCAUCACCACCGACAAAACGGACUGGCUGGACGGCAAACACGUGGUGUUUGGAGAUCUGGUGGAAGGCAUGGAUGUGGUCCGUGCAAUGGAGGCUCAAGGGACAAAAGAUGGGAAACCCAAGCAGAAAGUGAUCAUUUCAGACUGUGGAGAAUAUGUGUGAAUGAGUAAAAGUACAUUUUUGUGUAAAUGUGUGUGAGAGCACGAGUGUGUUCAUGUGUCUUUGAACUCACGUCCUCUGCCAUGUAAAUAUUUCAAUAAACACAGUUUUUCUACAAGUCAUACUUUUAUAAA
Molecule: messenger RNA, 1040 nt
Organism: Solea senegalensis (Senegalese sole)
Lineage: Eukaryota; Metazoa; Chordata; Actinopteri; Pleuronectiformes; Soleidae
Gene: ppie
Product: peptidylprolyl isomerase E (cyclophilin E)
Exons: 10
Coding region: 1-909 (302 amino acids)
Biological process (GO): protein folding; protein peptidyl-prolyl isomerization
Cellular component (GO): intracellular membrane-bounded organelle
Molecular function (GO): RNA binding; peptidyl-prolyl cis-trans isomerase activity
Source: RefSeq, a predicted model, not a curated record